This is a messenger RNA of Hypomesus transpacificus, 1511 nucleotides long. RefSeq names its product L-serine dehydratase/L-threonine deaminase-like. The coding region runs from base 82 to 1056 and encodes 324 amino acids. The record is from RefSeq and is a predicted model, not a curated record. Gene Ontology annotation, biological process: L-threonine catabolic process; L-serine catabolic process. The transcript has 8 exons. NCBI's taxonomy places the organism in Eukaryota, Metazoa, Chordata, Actinopteri, Osmeriformes, Osmeridae. Gene Ontology annotation, molecular function: pyridoxal phosphate binding; threonine deaminase activity; L-serine ammonia-lyase activity.
GGACAUUUUAACUGACUAUUCGACUUACGAACCUCUCUAUUGCUAUUUCUACAAACCGGAUCUGUAGGAGACGUCAGAGAGAUGAAGACCCAGGAGACCCUCCACGUAGCCACACCGGCCAGGGAGAGCCUGGCCCUCACCAAGCUGGCAGGCACCUCCGUCUACCUGAAGCUGGAUUCCUCCCAGCCCACCGGCUCCUUCAAGAUCCGGGGCAUCGGCCACCUUUGCAAGACCUGGGCUGAAAGAGGCUGCGAAAGAUUCGUCUGUUGUUCAGGUGGAAACGCUGGAAUGGCAGCGGCCUAUUCCGCCCGGAAACUAGGAGUACCUGCCACCAUCGUGGUCCCCAGUGUCACCCCCAACGCCACGGUGGACAGGCUGAAGGAUGAGGGCGCCAACGUCAUCAUCCAUGGCAAGGCGCUGAAUGAGAGUAUUGAGUAUGGACAGCAGCUAGUGGCAAAUAACCCUGCCUGGAUCUUCAUCUCUCCCUUCGACGACCCUCUAAUCUGGGAGGGUCACACUUCCCUGGUGGAGGAGUUGGAGUCGCAGCUGCAGGUGAAGCCGGGGGCGGUGGUGCUCUCCGUGGGGGGUGGGGGCCUCCUGAACGGGGUGGUGGAAGGCCUGCGUCGCGCCGGCUGGGAAGACGUCCCCAUCGUCGCCAUGGAGACCGUGGGCGCGCACAGCCUCAACGCUGCCAUGAAGGCCGGGAAGCUGGUCACCCUGCCCGAGAUCACCAGUAUCGCCACGACGUUGGGCCUCACGAGAGUGUCAGCGCAGACCCUGAAACUCGUCGGCGAGCACACGGUGUUCUCCGAGCUCGUGACAGACCAGGAGGCCGUGAAAGCCGUCGAACGCUUCGUCGAUGACGAGAAGAUCCUGGUGGAGCCAGCGUGCGGUGCGGCCCUGGCGGCCGUGUACUGCGACAUCGUCGGUCGCCUGCAGAAGGAGGGCAAGCUGGCGAAGGAACUGGGGCCUGUGGUGGUCGUGGUGUGCGGUGGCAACAACAUCAGCAUCGAUCAGUUAUGGAGGCUCAAGAAACAGCUGGGCAUUUCUUCCUAGACGGUGGCCCGAACGACCUCAUACUUCUGUAUUUCAAACCGACACUCCAUUCCGCUCUCGCGCCGGUGCUCCCACACAGCCAGGCCCAGCUACGCGCUGUCUGUGAAGGUCAGCGAGAGCAACGACAAACCCCAAAUCAUUCCAGACUUCACCCGCAUGCGCCUCGACUUAUGGUUGUCUCGCGGAGUCUUUGAAGGACUAACUGGAUGAGGAUUGUGUGAACCCUUGGCACGAUCGAGGGAUUGAUCUGUCUAAAUGUAGAUACUGCUCUGGCAGUGGUUGUAGUUUUUUUUUAAAAAUGAUAUCCUCUUGAAUCAUUAUGGUGUAGGUAGAAAACCAUAUAGAGGUGUACAAUUAUUUGUUGGCAUGUUCUAUGUUGAUGUAAAAUAUACUAUUUGUUGCACUUUCUUCAUCCACUUUUGUACUGUAUUUAAGUUGAAUAAAUUAUAUUUCUU